AUGAAGCUCAUUACCGUGGCCCUGGUGUGCCUGCUGGUGGCGGGGAUGUGGCCGCAGGAUGCGGACAGCAGGAGCCUGCUGGUGCAGGCCCCCAGAUGCUGCUUCCGGUUUGUGAAGAGAAACAUUCACCCGAGCACUGUCCACUGUUACAGGUUCUCCAGCUCCUCCUGCUCCCACGGGAAAGCAGUCAUAUUCAAGAUGAAAAGAGGCAAAGAGGCAUGUGCUUCCCACACGGAGCGGUGGGUUAACAGUUCGUUAUCUAAGCUAGAAUACUGCAAGUGA
This is a messenger RNA of Phyllostomus discolor (pale spear-nosed bat), 282 nucleotides long. It is a transcript of the gene CCL1, whose product is annotated as C-C motif chemokine ligand 1. Gene Ontology annotation, biological process: inflammatory response; G protein-coupled receptor signaling pathway; positive regulation of GTPase activity. Gene Ontology annotation, cellular component: extracellular region. The record is from RefSeq and is a predicted model, not a curated record. The transcript is spliced from 3 exons. Gene Ontology annotation, molecular function: CCR chemokine receptor binding; chemokine activity. Lineage: Eukaryota; Metazoa; Chordata; Mammalia; Chiroptera; Phyllostomidae. The coding region runs from base 1 to 282 and encodes 93 amino acids.